Molecule: messenger RNA, 756 nt
Organism: Dovyalis caffra
Lineage: Eukaryota; Viridiplantae; Streptophyta; Magnoliopsida; Malpighiales; Salicaceae
Source: the annotation of a GenBank genome assembly
AUGGAGCCUGGAUUAAUUGAAGAAAUCAAAGGGUUUGCACUGCUGUUUGUGGGAAGUUGUGUGCUUGCACAGAUGCUUACUCGCUCUCAAUCAUGUCCUUUUUGCCGAGACAGUCUCAAGAGAGUCAACUCAGGUGAUCUUUGGAUCUACACCAGCAACAAUGAGGUCAUUGACUUGUCUUCAAUCACUAGACAGAAUUUGAAGAGACUGUUCAUGUACAUUGAUAAGUUGCUUCUCAUUGUUCCUGAUCCAGUGUUUGUUCCUUACGACCCCCGUUACAGGCAAGUAGAAGUUAAAAUUCGUGAUGAAGACAGAGAAGAAACAAUAGAGCCAGGAUUACAUCUUCAUACACUUAGGAGCCUAGUACCUGACAAUGCAUCAUUGCUUGCUGAGGUUAUUAGCCACUUGAAGGAGCUGAACAGGAAGCCAGCAGAAGCUGAUGAAGGUCUUCUCAUACCAUUGAAUGUUGAUGAAAACCAGAAAUGGUCUUGUUCAACUUCCCCUUUGAUUUUGGAUAAGGAAAGAGGAGAGCUUGUGCAGGCUGCUGUUAGUGGAGAGAAAAGGGCUUGUGCAAGGUCUGAUUGUGAGAGAUUACAUGAUGGGUUUAUGGUGAAUUCUGGGUUACAAUCCAAAACAAGAAAUGGGUCAUAUUCAACUUCCCCAAUGGUUGUAUGUAAUGAAAGAGGAGAGCUUGUGGAGGCUACUGUUAGAGUGAGAGAAAAGCGGGUUGUGAAGAGAGAAGCAUUGCUUUGCUGA